Messenger RNA from Eremomyces bilateralis CBS 781.70, 3193 nucleotides. Its product is annotated as tricorn protease domain 2-containing protein. Gene Ontology annotation, cellular component: nucleolus. Lineage: Eukaryota; Fungi; Ascomycota; Dothideomycetes; Eremomycetales; Eremomycetaceae. The transcript is spliced from 3 exons. Gene Ontology annotation, molecular function: protein binding; RNA binding. The coding region runs from base 1 to 3003 and encodes 1000 amino acids. Gene Ontology annotation, biological process: positive regulation of rRNA processing; positive regulation of transcription by RNA polymerase I. The record is from RefSeq and is a predicted model, not a curated record.
AUGGGUCGUAAGGGGAAGCGGAAGUGGACUGCCGCCGAGGAGGCUGCAGAGCCGUCCCGUCAAGAGCAACCCAUUAAGAAACAGAAGAAGGUCUCUGAAGACGAGAGCAAGAAACGAGAGGAGACUUCAAAGCAUGAGGUCAAGAAAGUCUCAGAGGAUGAGAACAAGAAGCUAGAGGAUAUUUCAAAGCAUGAGGUCAAGAAAGCGAAGCAUCCCAAAUCCAAGGCACGGAAACCCCCCAGGAAAUCUGGAGACAAACCUCAUAAGGAUGGCGAAAAUAAGCCAAAGCCUUCCGAGAAGAAGCCCGGCCAACUGCAGAAGAAAGAGGAGGUCCGGACGUCUCCCGAGAGCCAGCGGAAUCUGCAAUCUCAGCUUAAAGAGCUGAAUGGAGCGCUCAACUCCGUUGUUGGCGGACGGGAUCGAGCCAUCGGGGGCAGGUUCCUUGCCAUUGAUCCCAUUUUCUCAGCGGAUGAAGAGUAUCUGAUAUUGGCGACUCGUCGAUCGGUCGAACUCUACCUCCUCGCAGACUCGCUUCUAUCCUCGAAGUUCAUCGUUCCUCCGCAAUACGGCGCCAUUACAGCCGUCGCCAUAUCGAAUGUCGAACCCUCCUCGAUGUACGUCGCAACAUCUGCCCUCAGGAUCUUACUGUGGGAUUGGAGCCUUGAAAAGGCGAUUUCGAUAUGGGAGACCGCGCACGCGGUGAAGCAUAUUGCCGUGGUGCCAGGCAAAUCUCCCGAGGAAGAAGCUCUUCUCGCCGUGUUCCAUCUUUCCCAAAAGGAUAGGACGAAGCUUACUCCAGCCAUCGUUGCAAAAAGCGUCAAAAGCGGAGAUGGAUUCAUUGGCGAGCCAUGGACGGUAUUUGAGAGCUCGAUGGAGAUCACUGGUCUGAAAGCAAUUGGGGACGAAUGUCUUGUCGCGGUUUCGUCCAGAUCCGUUGCUAUCGGUGAACCCUCUAAGACUGAUCAAAGUUAUACAUGGAGACUAGUGGAGGUCAAUGAGAGAAUUAGCUCGUUCGACGCGAAAUCGCUCAAAGUGGACUCCAAGUCUCAACUCAACCUAGCGCUCGGUGGUGAGGACGGAAUUAUUUACAGCUACGAAAACAUCCUUCGUAAGCUAAAGCAAACGGAGAGAUCGAUCGGUUCCCUCAACCUAGCGCCACGACUGCUGCAUUGGCAUCGAGGAGCAGUCGGUUCCGCAAAGUAUUCUAAUGAUGGUAAAUACCUCAUCUCCGGCGGCAAGGAAACGUCUCUUGUCCUAUGGCAGCUGGAUACCGGUUCCAGGCAGAUCCUCCCUCAUCUGCUGGCUGACAUUGAUUCGGUGACGGUCUCUCCAUCUGGCACAUUAUAUGCCGUUGCUCUUGCGGACAAUUCCGUCAUGGUUCUAUCCACGGCCGAACUUCAACCAACCGCAGUCAUCGCAUCGGUCCAAAGCAGAAUAUGCCACCCCCAAACCUUGCUGGAUGUGCUACGAGACGAUUCGAAGGAAAAGCCCCAAGUUCGCAAUUUCGAGGCGAGGACUCCGGUGGUGGUAGAUCCUUCGUGCCCCACGCGAGUUCAUUUUGCCGUCCCUCUCUCCCAGUGGCGGCUGGACAGAGAAGCAGCGAAACCUGCAUCGUUCCUCCAGACCUUCGACUUCUAUGAUGCUCGCCACCACAGGAAACAAGCCCUUACCCGAAACAAUACGACCAACCCGAACGUCAACUCCGAAUUAGAAAAUUUGAAGGAGCCGAACGUGAAAUGUCUGCAGCUCACUCAUGACGGAAAUUGGAUGGUCACGGUGGAAGAGUGGUUCCCUUCCGCGGAACAAGUCAAAUACCUGGAAGCUCCUGGCGACGGUCUUGAAAACGAGCGGGAGAUCCGCGCGGAAAUCUACUUGAAGUUCUGGUCAUGGGACAAGACCGACAAUCAAUGGACCCUCAUCACCCGGAUCGAUGCACCGCAUGCCUCGAACGAUGAACGCAUCUAUGGCCGUGUCCUUGGCUUAGUGGCACAUCCCAAGCGCAAUUCGGUCGCCACGAUUGGCGACGAUGGCAUUGUUCGGAUAUGGAAGCCAAAGACUCGUUUCAGGAAUGGAACGACGGUUCGCGACAACGCAAAUGAAAGCUUGGUGACAUGGACGUGCUCGAGUGCCACUGAAUUGGAGAAGGAGCUGAUGUCGCUCGACGAAGCGGAUGUUACAAACACCGAGUCUGCGAUUAAUGCACAUCUGGCAUACUCAACGGAUGGAUCGGUCCUCGCUGCGACCCAGGAGUUCGAUGAGACCGAGCUUCGCGCAACGGUUCACUUCAUCGACGCGCACAACGGAAAGAUCCGAAAUUCCGAAUCUGGAUUGUAUGACUAUGGUCUCGUUAGCAUGGCAUUCUGCGGGCGCCAUCUGGUAGUCUUGUCCAGCUCGAUCGUUGUUUGGGAUGUCGUCUGCAAUGAGUUGUUAUGGAAGGAGAGCAUCGUCAAUGGGGAACUUCUGUCUCCCUGGAGAGCGGCGCCAUUAUCUCAUUUGGCAGCCAGUUCAUCGGGGGAGAAGUUCGCCGUUGCUUACCCUGUCUUGAAGUCGACGUCGGCAGGUGGGUUCGAGACGAGGAUCGAGGUCUUCAAACCGGGUCAACGGGAGGCUAUCCUGUCCGAAUCAAUCCCAGCGGUGGUGUCGGCACUUACGCCACUAGUCGCUUCGGAUGGGUUCUUGGUCUUGAAUGGCUAUGCGGAGCUUCGAACCAUUGGCGAAAGCAUGUCGAUGAUCCCCGUUGAUGCGAUGACACGACAGGUGUCGCGGAAAGACAAGCCGCAAAGUUUGGCAAUCAAGGCCGAUGAAGUAGACAUGGUCGAAGCGGAUGAUGACUCGAUAAUGCAGGUCGAUGAAGAGCCAGUCGGUGACGAUCGUCCGGUUGUGCGAAAAGAGCAGCUGGCAAGGGUGUUGGAUGGAGGUGUUUCCCGGGCACUUCCUUUGGUGAAGGAUAUGUUCCAAGGCUUCAUGCAAUUGUACAUGCGGAAGCCGUCCAAGGCGUCAUAAGCGUUAGAAAAUGUAUCUUCCAUGGGCCGUUGCCCUCUGAAUGUCAUUCAAUUUAUGGUUUCUUUAUCCUUCAACCUCGAACAGUGAAAACCGUGGUCCACCAAUCAGAGCGUCGAGUGCAAGACGUCAAUUCUGGAACCUAGUUAGACCUCCGACUUCUAGACUCGAGAAACCUUCAAGUUACUCAAGC